AUGCAAGAGGUGGUGGUGGGAGCAGUGUGGUAUUUGAAUCGAUUCAGCAGCAAGCUGGAGCAGAUUGAGCUGCGGAACAGCUUUGAGGACAGGCAGGGCCGGAGGCACUGCUCUCGGGAGGCGGCCAUCAGGCAGACCCUGGAGCGGGAGCGGUGGCAGUACCAGGCCCACGGCCUCGAGAUUCUAGACAUUUUAAAUGCAGAUAAUCUGAAAACUUUUAGGGGAUGGGAUUUUGAUCUGAAGAAAUUGCCAAACAUUAAAAUGAGAAAGGCUGUGCUAGCGAUGCGGUGCCCAAGAAGUGUAAGAAGAAAGCUAUGA
This is a messenger RNA of Rangifer tarandus platyrhynchus (Svalbard reindeer), 318 nucleotides long. Lineage: Eukaryota; Metazoa; Chordata; Mammalia; Artiodactyla; Cervidae. The record is from the annotation of a GenBank genome assembly.